AUGGCCGUCACAUAUGAACCACCCUCCAUAGGGCCCAAGGUAGAGGCAAAGCCCAAAUCCAAGAUUUCAGCCUCCCGGAAGCUGUCACUGAAGAUCCUCUUGCUGGCUCGAGCAACAGAGGAGCUGGAGGCUGAGAAGGUUGCGAGAGAAGAGGAGAAAGUUCGCUACCUGGGAGAGAAGCUUCCACCGCUGCAGCUCAUCGGUUUAAACAUGGAGGAGCUGCAUCAACUCUGUAAGGAGAUCCAUGAAAAGAUUGAUAUCGUGGAUGAGGAGCGAUAUGAUUUUGAAGCCAAAGUCAUCAAGAACAACAGAGAUAUCCACGAGUUGAAUCUAAAGGUUCGCGACCUCGGAGGGAAGUUCAAGAAGCCGGCGCUGAGGAAGGUGAGAGUGUCAGCAGAUGAGAUGCUGAAAGCUCUCUUUGGAUCCAAAAACAAGGGCUCCAUGGACCUGAGGGCAAACCUCAAGUCGGUAAAGAAAGAGGACAUCAAACAAGAAAAGGAGCUGAACAUGGAGGUGGGUGACUGGCGUAAGAACGUGGAGGCCAUGUCCGGUAUGGAGGGCAGGAAGAAGAUGUUUGAUGCAUGA
This is a messenger RNA of Plectropomus leopardus (leopard coralgrouper), 585 nucleotides long. Its product is annotated as troponin I, slow skeletal muscle. Gene Ontology annotation, cellular component: troponin complex. NCBI's taxonomy places the organism in Eukaryota, Metazoa, Chordata, Actinopteri, Perciformes, Serranidae. Gene Ontology annotation, biological process: skeletal muscle contraction; cardiac muscle contraction. The record is from RefSeq and is a predicted model, not a curated record.